Hevea brasiliensis (rubber tree) is the source of this 2767-nucleotide messenger RNA. Its product is annotated as dynamin-related protein 3A. Bases 1 to 2412 code for a protein of 803 amino acids. Gene Ontology annotation, molecular function: GTPase activity; microtubule binding; GTP binding. NCBI's taxonomy places the organism in Eukaryota, Viridiplantae, Streptophyta, Magnoliopsida, Malpighiales, Euphorbiaceae. Gene Ontology annotation, cellular component: microtubule; cytoplasm; membrane. The record is from RefSeq and is a predicted model, not a curated record. The transcript is spliced from 20 exons.
AUGGGGAAGGAGGCAAAUCCCAGUGGCACUGUGAAACCGGUUUCGACUAUCGGUUCAUCUUUCAUUCCCAUAAUCAAUAAGCUACAGGACAUCAUUGCUCCUUUUAGCGGAGGCGGCGAAGUUUUACAGAUAUCGCUGCCACAGGUGGCUGUGGUUGGUAGUCAGAGCAGUGGGAAGUCUAGCGUGCUUGAAGCUCUUGUUGGCCGCGACUUUCUUCCUCGUGGCUGUGAUAUUUGCACUCGAAGACCACUCAUUUUGAUGCUGGAGAAUAGGUCGCCUAUUCCUGAUGAUGAUGACACUGAGUGGGGCGAGUUUCUACACAUGCCUGGCAAGCGGUUCUAUGAUUUCUCCAAAAUUCGCAGAGAGAUUCAGGCUGAGACUGAAAGAGAAGCAGGAUUUAACAAGGGAGUUUCAGAUAAACCAAUUCGUUUAAAGAUUUCUUCUCCAAAUGUUCUGAAUAUGACCCUUGUAGAUUUACCUGGCAUUACCAAGGUUCCUGUGGGAGAUCAACCGAGUGACAUAGAAGCAAGAAUUAGGAAGAUGAUAAUGGACUAUAUCAGCCAAGAAAACUGUAUCAUAUUAGCAGUUACCCCAGCCAAUUCGGAUUUGGCUACUUCUGAUGCUCUUCAGAUGGCUAGAAAUGCUGAUCCAAAGGGUUCUCGGACAGUUGGUGUAAUAACAAAGCUUGAUAUAAUGGACAGGGGAACUAAUGCAUGUAACCUUCUGCUUGGAGGAGUUGUUCCACUUCGUCUUGGUUAUGUUGGCGUUGUGAAUCGCUGUCAGGAGGAAAUUAGGCAAACUUUGGGAUCAAUAAUCUUUCAUCUUCCUCGUGUUCUUCUUCAUCUUCUUACAUCCUUUAAAAUAAUCUAUGAUGAUAUUAAUUAUAAUCGGAGCAUUCGAGAUGCGCUUGUACGUGAGGAGCAGUUCUUCCGUGAUCAUCCUGUAUAUAAUGGCCUCUCUGAUCGGUGCGGAAUUCCCCAAUUAGCAAAGAAACUGAAUCAGAUCUUGGAGCAGCAUAUCAGAAUGGUUCUUCCAAAUUUGAAGGCUGAGCUGAAUUCUCGUAUGGUGGUUGUGUCGAAUGAACUGCGCACAUAUGGUGAAGACAUGGAGUCAAAAGCAGAACAAGGUGGAGGAGUCAUUCUGCUGAACAUCCUAAAAAGAUACUAUGAAGCCUUUACUGCCAUGGUCGAUGGAAAAAGUCAGGCGAUGUUGACUGAGGAGCUUUCUGGGGGAGCCAGGAUCCGCUACAUUUUUCAGUCAAUUUUUGUAAAGGGCUUGGAGGAAGUGGAUCCUUGUGAAGAUCUAACUGAUGAUGAUAUUCGAAUAGCAAUUCAAAAUGCUACUGGUCCUGGAAAUGCUUUGUUUGUGCCAGAGGCACCAUUUGAAGUUUUGGUUAGAAAGCAAAUGGCGCGACUGUUAGACCCUAGCCUCCAGUGUCUAAGAUUUGUUUACAAUGAAAUGAUAAAGAUGAGCCACUCUUGUCAAGCAGCUGAGUUGCAGAGAUAUCCAAAUCUGAGAAGGCAUCUAGCUGAAGUCAUAGGAAAGUUCUUGAGUGAUGGUGUUAAACCAGCUGAGAGUAUGAUAGCAAACAUUAUUGAGAUGGAGACGGAUUAUAUAAAUUCUUCACAUCCAAGAUUUAUAGGUGGGAAAAAAGCUGUUGAACUUGCCAUGCAACAAGUUAAAUCAUCACAGGAAAGUCUUCCCCAGUCACAUAAUGACAAAACAUCAGCAGCGAGUAAUCUCUUGAAUAUGAAGCUUUCCAUGACAUGUGAAUCAGGUGCUGUCGGGGGCAGCAAAUCGGCAAGGGUGGUUGGAGGUUUCCAUUUGCAUGAGCUAACUUCAUCAGUUAUUUAUCCAGGUGGUAAUUCAUCCAGGGGUUGGGGCAUUCCUUCAGUGUUCGGAAGCAAGGCAUCGUCCAAUGAGAAUUCAUCCAGUGGAUCAUUAACAAAUUCAUCUAGCAAAUCUCUUGGUGGAACUUUAAAUAGUACAAAGCAUUCAUCAUCAACAAUCCAAUUGAGAGAGCCUCCAUCCAUCUUGAGGCCGCUAGAAGUGACAGAGCAUGAUGAAGCGGUGGAAAUAAUUGUAACCAAAUUGCUUUUGAGGUCUUACUUUGAUGUAGUCAAGGAUACCAUUCAAGACUUAGUUCCUAAAGCUAUAAUGCACUUUUUGGUCAAUCAUGCAAAGAGGGAACUUCAUUAUACCUUCAUACAAAAACUUUACAGGGAAAGCCUUUUUGAAGAGCUAUUGCAGGAACGGGAUGAGGUUGUUGCAAAAAGAAAACAUACCCGUGAACUUUUCCAUGUUUUGCAACAAGUAGUUCAGACACUGGAUGGGGUUGAAUCUGAACUGUCAUGUCAAUAUUCACAUUCAAGCAUGUUUAAAACUGAUUCUACCAAAGGAUUGCCUCCAUGAUACUCAUCACAUCUUCAGUCAAGAACAGGUAAAAACAGGUCAUCUUACAUACUAUCUUCCAGGCACUCCAAAACCCCUAAAUUAUCUCAUCCAGAUGAGCAAUAGCAAUUGUUGUUUGUCAACAUCAAAUAUUGGAAUUGUUUCCUCGCAUUUUCUUUCCUGCAACUUUCCUCACUCUCCUAGGCGGAGGGCGAGUAAGUUUACAAGUGAUAUAUAGCAUUUCAGUGUCAGAGAAAUGGUGACAUUCGCCAUUGCCCAUGGGGUAAAGGGGUUUGAAAUUGUCAUGUAUGGUACUCGCAAAUUUUGCAGCAUUUUUCAAUGCUAGCACAUUGUCAUCUACGUGCUAUUAUCUGUA